AAGAAGAGCGUGUUCCUCACGCUCCAUUAUUCACGGAAGUCUCCCAUGACGAUUCUUCAGACCAAUCAAUGCUUCUCCCCCUUCUUAAAUUCUAUAAAAUGGAAGCCUUGGAAUGCCAAGGAAGAACCAAAUCCAUCAAUCAAUCUAUCCAUCAAUCUCUCUCUGAUUUUGAACUGAAGAGAUCGUAAUGGCGACUGUUGGAGGUAUUAAGGAUGUUCCUUCAAACGAGAACAGCAUCGAGAUGGAUGAACUUGCUCGUUUUGCUGUUGCCGAACACAACAAGAAAGAGAAUUCACUUCUGGAAUUCAGCAAGGUUGUGAAGGUGAAGCAGCAGGUGGUCGCUGGCACAGUUUAUUACAUAACUGUUGAGGUAACUGAGGGAGGCCAGAAGAAGGUUUAUGAAGCCAAGAUCUGGGUCAAGCACUGGGAGAAUUUUAAGCAGCUUCAAGAGUUCAAGCUUGUUGAUGCCUCCGUGGGCUCCUCUGCUUAGUUUGCUAGGGUCCUAAAAUCCAUGACGAUGCGUGGAAUAAUACGAAUGGAGCAGAAUCCUUUUCCUUUGAUGUGUAGUGUCUUUGAUUUAAAUAAAUUCUGUAAGCUUAUGGAGUAUGUAUGGAUAUUUAUUAUCAAAUCUCAAUAGUUGUUGUGAAUUAUGUGGCAAUUGCAUAAUAUAUAUGUAUUUUCAGGAAGAAA
Molecule: messenger RNA, 690 nt
Organism: Cucumis melo (muskmelon)
Lineage: Eukaryota; Viridiplantae; Streptophyta; Magnoliopsida; Cucurbitales; Cucurbitaceae
Product: cysteine proteinase inhibitor A-like
Exons: 3
Coding region: 188-490 (100 amino acids)
Molecular function (GO): cysteine-type endopeptidase inhibitor activity
Source: RefSeq, a predicted model, not a curated record